AUGAACGGACCUGAUCCUUCCCGGCCGUGCCUCACGCCGGAGUCUCCUCCUCACAGUCGCGGCCGUUCCUGCCCUCCCUCGGAUCAACUUGGCAAUUCCUCUUCGUCUUCUGCUACCACACCGGCAACCGACUUGGACUCUGCACUGCAGGACAACAUCUUUGCGCAGGCGCCCUCGGAAACUUCUUCUCGUCCUCUUCCGAUCCCUGCAGCCAACGCCCUGCGACACCUGCCUUCGCCGCCGCUCGCCAGGGAAGCCUGUGACGGAGGCGCGAGGCCCUCGCCUCAGCGGAACUGCUGCGACGGCAGGCCGGCUGCAUGCAACCACCGUGCAGUCAGCGACGUGUGUGCGUCGCUCCCAGAAAAGUCCUUUGCUCGUCAUUUCCUCACGUCUUCUGGGACCUUUCCGUCUGCUGCGGAGAUCCUAAAGAAAGCGGCGUUCUUCAACUCGGGCAACCGCCCUCAUGAUGCCCUUCUCCUCUGCAACGCUGGCCUGGAAGUUUACGCCGAAGAUGCCGACUUGUGGAACUGCAAAGGCGUCACUCUUCGAGCUCUUGGAAGACUCCAGGAGGCACUUGAUUGCUGCCGAGAGGCGCUUCGACUUGAUCCACGGAAUACAAAUGCUCUAAACAACAUUGGAGUUGCAUUGAAGGAGAGAGGCGAACUUCUACAAGCUGUCGAGCACUACCGGGCCUCUCUGGUGGCGAAUCCUCACCAACCAACAUGCCGCACAAACUUGGCAGUUGCCCUCACCGACUUGGGCACGAAGCUGAAGCAGGAGAAGAAGCUGCAGGCAGCGCUCGUUUGCUACACAGAGGCACUGACCGCAGACCCGACCUACGCGCCUUGCUACUACAACCUUGGCGUUAUCCACGCAGAAACAGAUGACCCCCACACCGCUCUCCAGAUGUACAGAGAAGCCACGCGCCUCAAUCCCAGCUACGUCGAGGCUUACAACAACAUGGGCGCUGUGUGUAAGAACCUAGGCAAGCUGGAAGACGCUAUUUCGUUCUAUGAGAAGGCCCUUGCAUGCAAUGCAAACUACCAGAUGAGUCUGAGCAACAUGGCUGUUGCUCUCACCGACCUUGGAACUCAGCAGAAAGCUUCUGAAGGCGCGAAGAAGGCAAUUUCGCUCUACAAAAAGGCCUUAAUUUACAAUCCGUAUUAUUCGGAUGCGUACUACAAUCUGGGCGUCGCGUACGCCGACUUGCACAAAUUCGACAAGGCGCUGGUGAACUAUCAGUUGGCAGUGGCCUUCAAUCCUCGAUGUGCUGAGGCGUACAACAACAUGGGGGUCAUCCAUAAGGAUAGAGAAAACACGGACCAGGCCACUGUUUACUACAACAAAGCUCUGGAAAUAAAUCCGGACUUCUCUCAAACGCUCAAUAACCUUGGCGUGCUCUACACGUGCACUGGGAAGAUUGGCGAGGCGCUGCACUUUGCAAAGCGUGCUAUUGAAGUCAAUCCGAACUACGCCGAGGCAUACAACAACUUGGGAGUUCUGUACCGGGACCAGGGCGAUAUCGAGGACUCUGUGAAAGCGUAUGACAAAUGCUUGCUUCUGGAUCCCAACUCACCAAACGCCUUCCACAACAAGUUACUGGCGUUGAACUAUUUGGAGAAUUUGCCUGAAAACGAGAUAUGUCGCGUUUCUGAGAAGUGGGGACUGCAUUUCCUUUCUUCUCGGUCUCCGUACACUUCCUGGCUGUGUCCGCCGGUCACCAUCUCACCUGCCCUGCCUUCGUCUGCCGUCCGCUCACCUGCCCGUCCAUCUUCAUCGUCAGCUUCUUCGUCUCUUGCCUCUCCUGGCGAUUCUUCAGCUUCAAGAGUCAUACGCGUGGGGUACAUUGGUCCAGAUUUCUUUACUCAUUCUGUCUCUUACUUCAUCCAUGCUCCCUUGGUCUACCACGACAAAGCGAAGUUCCACAUCACUGUCUACGCGAACGUCAUCCGAGAAGACGAAAAGACUCAAAUGUUCAAGACGCUCCCGCACCGCUGGCGGUCUAUCGUGGGGUUGAACGAGCAGGAGGUUGCUCGGAUCAUCCGAGAAGAAGACCGAAUCGACAUUUUGGUGGAACUCGCAGGGCACACAGCGCACAACCGCCUCGACGUGAUGGCAUGCAAACCUGCGCCGGUUCAGAUCAGCUGGAUUGGCUAUCCGAACACAACCGGCUUGAAGACCAUCGACUUCCGCAUCACUGACGCCGUCGCGGACCCGCUGACCACAACGGAGAGGUAUGUGGAAGAGCUGGUCCGCAUGCCCAACUGCUUCCUCUGCUACCAGCCGCCUCCGGACUUCCCGAAGCAUGUGCCAGCGAAGCCGCCCCCCGUUCUCGAUCACGGCGUCGUCACCUUCGGCUCGUUCAACAAUCUCGCAAAACUCGGCAAUCAGGUGAUUGAGAUCUGGAGUCGGAUUUUGAAUGCCGUCCCGAAUAGCCGGUUGCUGGUCAAAGCCCGGCCGUUUGCAAACAAGGAAAUGCAGCGGAAAUUCAAGGCGAAAUUUGAAGCGCAUGGAAUCUCGGGCGAUCGUAUCGACGCCAUGGCUCUCAUUCCUGCAUGCAUGGAUCACUUAAUGGUCUAUUCGCUAGUUGACAUCGCCCUCGAUUCCUUCCCUUACGCCGGAACAACAACCACCUGUGAGGCACUUGUCAUGGGCGUCCCUGUCGUCUCUCUUCGUCGCCCAAACAUCCACGCACACAAUGUAGGAGCAACUCUGCUGGUUAACUACGGACUGCCCGAACUUAUCGCAGACGAUCCCGAACAAUAUGUUCGUGUAGCUGUCGAGCUCGCAGGGGAUGUCGAGCGCCUAAAGCGCUAUCGGCAGAGCAUCCGCGAAUCAGUUCUCGAGAAGGCGUCUGAGCCGCAUGCGAAGCAGUUCACUCGCGACUUAGAGGAGCUGUAUCGGCAGCUGCUAGCUCGCAAACACCGGCAAAAGUAG
This is a messenger RNA of Toxoplasma gondii ME49, 2937 nucleotides long. Its product is annotated as O-linked N-acetylglucosamine transferase. Gene Ontology annotation, molecular function: protein binding. The transcript is spliced from 14 exons. The coding region runs from base 1 to 2937 and encodes 978 amino acids. The record is from RefSeq and is a predicted model, not a curated record. NCBI's taxonomy places the organism in Eukaryota, Apicomplexa, Conoidasida, Eucoccidiorida, Sarcocystidae.